AAUGCGAAAAUUUUGUCGCAGAAGAAAAUGAACCGUUUAAUUAAUUAAAUACACAAACAUUUAAGGAAUUGAUUCAGUUUAUCAAAAUUAAUUCCUCGUAUUAUUUUAGUUCGGCUGCAUUCAAAUUUGAGUUUACCGUGCAAGGAAAAUCUCAACCGACCGGCGUUCAUGUAAUGUACGAGGAAAGAAAAUAAACUGCAGCCAUGGCUUCUGGUUUCCAGAAUGAGAUAGUUAAUAGAUUAUUGAAUGUGCGGCUGGAGGAAGGGGCGAAUGCUGAAGAGCAUCCGCCACAGAAUAUGCUGCCUUCAAACAGACAAUCGAGACAAAGUCGUAACGAUGAUGAAAACCAUGCCAACGAGCCUAUGCCUUCCUCAUCAGCGAUAGAGAACCUACAGCCCACCAAUAACACAGGUGGACGACUCCACAACUGGCAGGCAACGAAAACGACAGUUAAAGAACGCUUGUCAUUUCUUUUUAACAACGAAAUUUUAUCCGACGUACAUUUCAUUGUGGGCAAGGAUGCGAAUCAGCAAGUCAUACCUGCGCACAAAUUCGUCUUAUCCGUAGGCAGUGCAGUGUUUGAUGCAAUGUUCAAUGGGGUCCUAGCAACAAAAUCUGAAGAGGUAGAGUUACCAGAUGUCGAGCCUGCAGCUUUUUUACUCUUACUAAAGUUUUUGUAUUCUGAUGAGGUACGAAUUGGUCCGGAAAGUGUCAUGACAACUUUAUAUACAGCUAAGAAAUAUGCAGUGGCAGCAUUAGAAGAGCAUUGUGUUGAAUUUUUAAAAGUUAAUUUGGGUACGGACAAUGCGUUUUUGCUUUUAACUCAAGCAAGGCUGUUUGAUGAGCCACAGCUGGCAGCAUUGUGCUUGGAAAUGAUUGAUAAGAACACUACCGAUGCAUUGAAUGCGGAGGGAUUUACAGAUAUCGAUCAGGACACUUUGAAUGCUGUGUUGGAGAGAGACACCUUACGCAUUCGCGAGGCGAAAAUCUUCGCGGCCGUUCUUCGCUGGUCGGAGGCUGAAUGUAUUCGACGUCAGUUGCCUGUCACUCCCAGCAACCAAAGAAUGGUCCUAGGAAGAGCAUUCCAUGCAAUAAGAUUCCCCUUAAUGUCUGUAGAAGAAUUUGCAAUGGGACCCGCCCAGAGUGGUUUACUUGACGACAGAGAGAUUGUCCAGUUAUUUCUGUACUUUACAGUUAAUCCGAAACCAAAUGUAGGCUUCCUGGAUACACCAAGAUGCUGUAUGACUGGUAAAGAGCUGACAGUUAAUAGGUUCUCUCAAACUGAAUCCCGGUGGGGUUAUAGUGGUACCACUGAUAGGAUCAGGUUCACGGUAGACCAAAGGAUCUUUAUUGUGGGAUUCGGAUUAUAUGGAUCUUACUUUGGACCGACGGAAUAUGAAGUUCACUUACAAAUAAUUCAUCUAGCCACAAAGAAGGUGUGCGGGUCGAACACCACCACGUUCUGCUGCGACGGCACGGACGAUACCUUCCGCGCGAUGUUCAAGGAGCCCGUUGAGAUCCUGCCCAACACCUCCUACAUCGCCAGUGCCAAACUUAAGGGCACGGACUCUUACUACGGCACGCGGGGUUUGCGGCGGGUGACGGUGGACUGCAACAACGGGGAGAAGGUGGUGUUUCAGUUCUCGUACGCGGCCGGGAACAACAACGGCACCUCCGUGGAGGACGGUCAGAUCCCCGCCAUCAUAUUCCACAUCUGAAGUCGCAAACUAGUUGUUUUUAUUGUAGGCGUAGCAUAAAUUUUUAUAAAAUGGUAACAUUUUACUCUUAGAUUUCAUUCGGGCCAGUGAAAUGUGGUUGAUUCAUCUCCUUCAUCAUUACGUCUGGUAAAUAGGGUCUGUCCCCCUGCACUUUCCCCUUAGCACGGCUAGCAUGGGCAGGAGACAAUCUCGCCGGGAAAGGAUAAAAAUUAAUCUUCUUCCACAGCUUUAUUAACUCUCAGAUCACUGGCGAGCAAGUGGAAAUAGUAUCCAAACAAUAUAUGCGUAAUAAUAAACGGGGGUAUUUUUCCGUGUUUUACCAGUUGGACACGUUAAUUAUAUCCCUUGUCAGGGGAUAUAUGUACGGGAAAUAUAAUUAUUGUCUCCUACCUGUACCAGCCCUGCAGGGGACCAAAUAGGAACAAAAAAAUGCGGUCUGUCCCCCUGCUCCCAACAAGGGGUCAGAUCAAAUUAUUUUUUUCCGGGCUGUUUUCUUAGGGAGAGAAAUAUUAAUAAAAAAAAUUAUUUGUCCCCUCGACGGGGGCAGGGGGACAGAUGGAACUAAUUAUUUUCGCUCUGUCCCCCCCUUGUCGCCAACGAACUAAAAAAUCAAGAAAGAUCGAAUAAAUUAUUUUUAUUAUUUUUCGGUGCAGUACUUCACCGAACGAGCUCUGUCACAAAUGGCACUGCUACUAGUUUAAAAUUACGCUUGCAUUGAAAAACACAUAUCAUUUGAUUUUUACCUUCACCUUUCUACCGUCAAACCGCGAUGUAGGCGGUCGUUAGAGAAAACCAUGCGCCAUCCUUAGAAACGAAACCGUUUAUGUAGGCAUAGCAAGUUUACAAAUAGUAAGCACUAAUGCCAUAAUGAUUCGGGUGAUGCGUAAAGAAAAAAAAACGUUUUAUGAACUCUUAGAUGAAGACUUACGACGUGAGGCGCCAUCUAAGGUUAAGAUACGGCGGUGCGUAAUGUUUAGGAAAGUCGUUAACUGACACUUGCCAGAUGAAAAUAAAUUAUAUAUACAAGAUUUUUUUAAAUAAUCUUAAAUCAAUACGAUAAAUGAAAAAUAUCAUAACAAAAUACCACAACUUGUGGGAAGAAUCAUAGACAUUUAUCAGUUACCUAGUGAAAAUCGAUUGGUGAAAUGUACAAAAGCAACGUGGGUCUAUGCUUUCAAAACUGUCUCUGCUAUGAGAGACUAGGAAUGUGCCCAGAAACGAUAAAACAAUGACAACGAACAAAAAUAAAAGGUACAUUCCCCAUUACCUAGUCUAGGAAUCUAUAUAUUUUGCCUUCGCCUAGAAAGCUACAUCGCUUUGCGAGUUUGGUUCACUCAUAUUUCCAGCUGUUUUUUUAAUUUCUGGUGACUGGCGAUUUGCAAGCACGGUUCGUUGAAUUCAAAAUUCAUUUAUCUCAAGUAGGCUUACUCUAUAAGCACUUUUGAAACGUCAUGUCUGUCUAUUUAUAGUGACUUUACGGUUCAGUGAUAGGCUGUAGGUUAAUCUGAAAGAGUUGCCCUACGUGUAGAAGCUGGGUGGUGGGACAGAUACAGAUGUGAGAGCCACGUAGUGAAACUACCGUGUCCACGAGACGCGGCGUCGUGGGAACGAAUGUAUAGCAGAGUACAACCGCAGCGUCCUAGCACUUAUGUCAAAGCCAUUGUAAAUAAUUAAAAAAAUAAAUACCUGUCUACCUAGUUGGAGGUCUACUAACGCUGCGCUGCUCUCGAUCGAUGUGCCCCGAUGAGCCCCGAACAUUCGUCAAUUUCUAAUUCAUAAAACUUACAUAAUCUUUACAAUAUUGUUUAAAACUUUUAAAACAUUGUUCAACAAAACUCUGAACAGUAUUAAUUCAAUAAAUUUACCAAAAUUGUUGCUUACAUUAUAGGCUAGUUAUAAGAAUUGUGCAAUAUAGAAGUCGUAAGUGUUUAAAGUACCCUUGAAAAUAUCAGUCGUUUUCUCAAUUUUAUUAGACCUGGCGUUAUAGCGAAAACCUUUAUUAUAUCUUGUAUUUCUGUCUAUGUGUAAUAUAAUAAUAAAACGCUUAUACAUAUAAAUUUGAACUUUCUUGUUAUAUUCUACUGUCGUGAUAACUUUUAGGUUAGAGACACGUAUAUUCUUAAGCUAGGUAAACUCUUUAACCUAUAUACAAAUAUAUGCCUGUAUUGUUAAGAUAAAAAAAAAACAAAUAUACUCCGGGUAUAUUUGUUUUUUUUUUAAUUUGUUCGUCUCUAUUCAUUAGUGGAUAAGGGAUAAAGAACAUUAGAAAAACAAAGCGAAUUGCGACUUCACGGAUCACGGACGGAUCACCAUGUUUUAAUAAUCUGAAAAUUAUUACGACAAUCAUAUAAUUACACUUAAUUUCCCGCUUUGAAAUACUUUUUCUACAUAAAAUUAUAUUUUUAUCGGGUAAAUUUCUCCGCUAUUGUUACGUAUAAUAGACAACACCAAUCUGUGACUUAAUGAAUACAGCAAUAUUUUUGUAAAAUUAAACUAAAUAGUGCCAAAAUGAAAUAAUUUAUUCAUACAUAAGCAAUAAACAUAAUUAAGCGUAACUAAUUAAGCAAUAAACAUACUGCCACUUUAUAGUUUAGAGAAAGAAAGUGUAAUCCAACUUCUAAAAGCAAUUGUAUACAUCAAUUCAAUAUAAAAACUUUUGAUUUACAUUAAGGUUAGAAUUAACAAAAGAGUCUCAUGCUAUCGCAUUUGUAAACAGCAGACGCAACAACCAAUAGGGGACGCAUAAGGGGAUAGAUAAUCUUUCGCGCCAAAAUAUUGAGCGUUAUGAUUGGUUAAAAAUAUUUAUCGCCUACCAAUUAAACUUACCAUGCACAUUGGUAAAGCUUACAAUAGUGUAAUAGGAUCAAAUUGCUUGAUUUCAUUGUGUCAUGUGUCAUCUCAAGGAAACUAAACAUUUAAAAAAGAAGGCACCUCAUCCAUGCACAACAGCACUGACUGCUCGAACGAAAUUUACUAAUACUGGAGUUAACUUUUUUCGUUUUGUAAUCGUCUCAAACAAAGGCGAAUUUUUGUCAGUAAAACAAUUUAAUAUUUCAUAAAUCGCGUGCAGUCAUUUUACCUGAUGUCUAUAGGCUCAAAUAUCGAGUUGACUUGUGCCCCGAAAAAAGUAUGUACCAGAACAAUGGCAUUACGUCAGAAUAGCUACGCAGUAUUUUGUCAGACUCCAACUGACAACAGCCUUUCAAGUGUCAGCCGGUGAGAAACACAACGUAGUUCCUAACUAUAUCGACUUUAUGCCAUGUUUAUUCAAAAUUACUCCUACCCCAAUAUUUAUAACGUGGCAUAACGUAGAUAUAGCUUCGCUGUGUUUAAUCACACUUCAAAUGACAGCAAGCAUCUUUUAAAUUUAUGUUCGCGAAAAACACUAACAAUUCCAACGUUAUGCCACGUUUAAUAAUUAUGGCUCCUACCCUCCUAUUUAUAAACGUGGCAUAGCGUCGAUAUGUUUACGCAUUCUGACGUUAUGCCAUUUUUAUAAAUAAGGCUCCUAGCGCCUUAUUGAUUAACGUGGCAUAACGAUGAAAUAGUUACGAAGUAAUCACACUUCAACUGGCAAUCGUCCAGAGCAUGAAUAUAAACUGCGUAACUAUAUGCGACGUUAUGCCAUGUUUAUUUAUAAGACCCCUUAUGUUUAAGAUGUAUGACGUAGGUACUGCUGCUAGAACUAUCCUUAGUGAAAAAUGUUCCUUUAAAGGGUCGAUACACAUUAGUUUUCACCUUGUAAAUAAAUUUAGAAUUUUAGUAAAAAACCAUCGUCAUCAUCCUACGCGUAUGAUGACCCAAAGCUCGGCGUCUCUUAUGGGAGUGGGAUCGAGUUCUUAGACUCGGCACGAUGAUGCGCCAAUGCGGUCUAGCGAACUGCAUAAUGUAUUUUACGGUUAAAAAGCGCCAUCAGUAGUAUUUUAUUUACUUAUUAUGACUUUUUACUACUUUUGUAGACGCAUCAGAUGCGUAACCGCACCGAUCGGUGUGCAUCGACCCUUGGUGUUUGUAUUCUUUUUUGUUAUAUAUUUUUUAAAUAAAAAUAUAAUAGAAUUAGGAAUUGAGCUGUGUACAUUUUUAUCUAUUUAUUAAGUAGCUGUAAACUAUAAAAUAUGUAUUUUUCAAGGUUUUGUAUAGAGGAAUUAAUUUAGAUGUCAAAUAAAAGAUAAUUGGUGAA
Messenger RNA from Pararge aegeria (speckled wood butterfly), 5898 nucleotides. RefSeq names its product BTB/POZ domain-containing protein 2-like. Bases 204 to 1718 code for a protein of 504 amino acids. Gene Ontology annotation, molecular function: protein binding. Lineage: Eukaryota; Metazoa; Arthropoda; Insecta; Lepidoptera; Nymphalidae. Gene Ontology annotation, cellular component: cytosol; P-body. The record is from RefSeq and is a predicted model, not a curated record. The transcript has 4 exons. Gene Ontology annotation, biological process: neurogenesis.